AUGUCAUGUCAUGUCUUAUCCAUGACCGAAUCAAAGUCAAGUUCACAUGAAUGAAUUGCAAGUCGGCAUUCGGGGAGUGAAAUUAUGGGGAUGGAAGGUGAUGCGUAUAUUGCUACAGAACCAAGCAGUGAGUACCAUGGUGAAGACGAUAUGCAACGCGCAUCCACCUCCUUAACUACUGAAGAUCAAUCAAUGAAAAUUUUUAGUGAAACUUUCGGUCAAUUGGCGGAAAUGUUGUGGACUGCAGUAGAAAAUUUAGAAUGGGAAGGAAAAACUAAAAAAGCGAUUUCAUUGAAGAAAAUGGCGACUUUAGUGUUAAAUAUGAUGCAAAGAGCCUAUAUUAAGACCCAAUCAAAUGAAGAGGUUAAUAUUGAUUCACUGAUUACUGAACAAAUUAAUAAAUUGCUUUAUACGGAUCGAAAUGGAAUGGAAAUGUUAACUUCAUGUAUUGAUGCUGUUAUCCCUCUUUUGCAGUCGAUUAUUCAACAAAAUCAUGACAAAUCUAGAAUUACUUAUUGUUCUAAAAGACUAUUUACUAAGGUUCAAAAUUUUUCAAAAAAUAAUUUUAUUGAAGAAGAUGUACGAUGUAUCAAAGAAUCAAUAAAAAUAAUGUUUAAGAUUCAAGAAAUUGGAGAUUAUGGUACUUCAAAGAAAAAAAAGAAAGAAAACGUUAAUGAAGAACUAGGAAAUUCGAAUCCAAUGUCAAAAACGUUUCACGAUAAAAUCCCAAACCCUCAGCAUUUACUCAAUAAUGGUGUGAUUGUAAAGCAAGAAUUACAAGAUAAUGAAUCAGGAAGUCAAGUUGAAGAAAUCGGUCUGUCGAAUUAUUGGCCAGAGCAGGAUAUCGAGUGGGAUGUAUCACAAGCAUUUAAUACUAAAGUUAACGAGAUCGGUCCGGUUCGCGCUGAAGAUUUAGUUGAAACAAAGGAUAUUGAAACGGCUUAUCAGAAAUCACGAAAAAAUCAAGCCUUUCAGAAAUCAGGUUUUUUUGAUGCUGAUUUUAAACCAGAAAGGCCAUUAUUUACUUUGCCUGAUUCUACAAUUGUUGAGGAAAUGCUUUUGUUGAAAUUUCCUGGUUUUCCAUGUAACGAGGAUUCUGCUAUCGAAAUCUUUCAACAACGUGGAAUUUUACCAGUGGAAUGUAAGUGUCGUCAAUAUGGGCAUUCAAUGCGGCUUUAUAAAAAAGACAGAUUUUACUGGAGAGAUAGUCAUUCCACUUGUGAUAAAAAAAUACCUAUUCGUGAAGGUACUUGGUUCUCUGGGACUUUACUGCCAUUUCAUAUGGCGCUUCGCUUCAUUUGUGGUUGGGCAUAUGAAUUAACGUCAAUUGAAUGGUGUAAACGAGCGCUCAAUAUCGGCAAAACCUUGGCUGUUAAAAUGAACAGGAAUUUGCGUGAAAUUUGCAUGGAAGCUAUGAAAGAAGAACGAAGUAAAAAAAUCGGUGGUAAUAAUAAAAUUGUGGAAAUUGCUGAAAGUCAUUUUACAAAUCAUAAAAAGAAUGGUAGACGUCAACUUCAUGAACUCUGGGUUUUUGGUGGAUUUUGCGCUGAAACGGACGAAUGUUUUAUUGUACAAGUCCCCGAUCGAAACGCAAAAACAUUACUAGAAAUCAUUCAUAGAAAUGUUAAAAGUGGAUCCAUAAUUUUUUCAGAAUGUUUUCGCCGAUAUAAACUGUUAGAGCUGGAAGAAGUUGGUUUUACUGACUUCAAAAUCAAGCAUAGUUAUACUGUAAUUGACUCUGAAGCUCGGCAACUUGGUGAUCGUACUGAAAAAUUAUGGGAUUUUGUGAAAAAACGCAAUCAUAUACAACGUGGCACAGUUCGUCAGUAUUUUGAAUCCUAUUUAAUAGAAUUUUUGUGGCGUAAUCGUAUAGGCUGUAGCGAUCCAUUUGAUGCGAUAUUAACGAGUAUAAAAAAUCAUUCCCCUCCACAAAUGGAAUUUUGA
Molecule: messenger RNA, 1944 nt
Organism: Dracunculus medinensis (Guinea worm)
Lineage: Eukaryota; Metazoa; Nematoda; Chromadorea; Rhabditida; Dracunculidae
Source: the annotation of a GenBank genome assembly